AUGGGAGCAGAGUCAUCUACGUCAGCGAAGAAACCUGAAAUCGUGAGUCUCACGAAAGAGCAAGUCCAUAGAACGACUGAAACACUGAAGAAAUGGAGUCAAGGAAAGGAUUUUCUCAACAAGCGUCAGUUCGAGGAGAUUUACGCAGAGUUACAACCUGUAACCGCUCUGUUAUUCGAUGUGGCGGAAGACGGAGGUCGUUGCCCAUUUUCAAAUAUACUUCUGAUGGCUGAUGGAGUGCUAGGCGACGCAGCUUCACAGGCGGCAACAUUAUUGAGAUUGUUCGGCACGAUAGCGAAAGCACUGGAGCAUGUAGUGUCAGUCUACGCUCGUCGGCACGGACUAAGCGACAAUGAUUCAUCUGCUCUACUCGAGUACUUCAUGCACGACGCUCCUCCUGAAGCACGAUUUGAUCGAUGGUUACUAGGGCAUUCCGUAGCCGCUCAGUUGGUACUACAUGUUUUCGCUCCGCUUAUUUUUGAGAAAGGUCCACCGCUUCAUCCAUCUACACCAUGUAACUCGCCGCUGCUCUCUCACAGUGCUGUUAUGGUCAUAAACAUGCACUUACCAAGCGAAAGAAGAAAGGAGUGGACAUUACUCUUUUCCAGCGUAGAACAUGGUUCAAGCUUCGCUCAACUUUCUAAACGAAUCAAUGAGGAAGGACCUUGCGUUGUGGUGGUUAACUCAACCAACGGCCGAGUUUUUGGUUGUUUUGCUUCUGAAGGAUUCCUUAUGGGACCGAACUAUCAUGGAAAUGCGACUUCGUUCUUAUUUGAGGUAAAGCCUCAGUUACGAAUACAUUCCGCUACUGGGCUAAGCAAUGAUUAUGCUUAUCUCAAUGUUCAACAAGUAAGCCUACCUAACGGUUUGGGUAUUGGAGGCCAUGAGACGGUGUGGCCAUUUUUCAUUGACGAGGACUAUGGCAAGGGGAUUUCUAUGGCUAAUGUCAGCUCAUUCGAAAAGUGUCAUCUUGCGGGAUGUGAUCAGUUCGAAAUAAGCAGCAUUGAGGUCUGGCGUGUAGGUGAGAAACCCCAAAUACCUUUCGACGAGGAUGUCAAACGUAGCGAAAAGUCUAUAAUCGAUAAGGACCCUGAAGCUGUAGCGUUGCUGGAAUUGACUGGUCAUAAAAUGCACUCAGAAGCAUAUCGAGAUCCAGCUCCACUACUUGACGAGCCAUUUGAAAUCUAA
Haemonchus placei is the source of this 1188-nucleotide messenger RNA. The record is from the annotation of a GenBank genome assembly. Lineage: Eukaryota; Metazoa; Nematoda; Chromadorea; Rhabditida; Trichostrongylidae.